Molecule: messenger RNA, 1859 nt
Organism: Cottoperca gobio
Lineage: Eukaryota; Metazoa; Chordata; Actinopteri; Perciformes; Bovichtidae
Gene: baalcb
Product: BAALC binder of MAP3K1 and KLF4 b
Exons: 5
Coding region: 592-1137 (181 amino acids)
Cellular component (GO): cytoplasm
Source: RefSeq, a predicted model, not a curated record
GCUGCAAUGGGCCAAAAUGCAACUGAGUUAAUGGUUAUGAAGCAAAAAAGUCCACUUGACACUGACAGUGAGCACAAGUACAGGACCAGUAUUAUUUAAAAGUUUACCUGGCAACAGCUGCAGUAAUCCUCCCCACACAGAUACCUUCUCAUCUUCAUGACGAGGCUGAAUAACGUUUACUGUCUCUUUAUAAACCACCUUCUCUUUGGUAAAGGUUGUGAAUGUAGGAGCUUGUGAUGCGGACGCACGCGCAGCCUGUUAUCGACCGGAGGACUUAGAUUAUUGACAACAUGUCACGCGACUGUGAUGCAGACGACACGCAGGAGCAACCGGGGCGACACCAAAACAUCAUCUCCCUCCCUCUCUUCCUUUCUCACAGGUGAAUAGUUGGUGUUGAUGAGUGAUCGCUUCAGACGGAAGACGGUGCCUUCAGAUGCUCAUGGAGAACUGUAAACAAGAUUACACAGAAGGGACCACUCAACCUACUCUUUGAAGGAUAAAAGUCUGGUCUUAUGAAGACACUCAGUCUUUCCCACAGCUGUGUGCUGUGCUAAAGGUCCAGCUGGGAGGUGAGGGUGCUGAGGCAGAGCUAUGGGCUGCGGGGGGAGCAGGACUGAUGCUCUGGAGCCUCGAUACCUGGAGAGCUGGACCAAGGAGACGGAGUCGACGUGGCUGACCAGCACAGACACUGACAUCCCCCUGUCGUCCAUCCAGAGCAUCCCCUCUGACAACUCUGAGGCUGGCUUCACUUCUGAGAAAACAAUCAGCCCUGUUCCAGAUUUCUUCGAGGACGGCCUCCCUCUUCCUGCGCAGGCUUACCUAAAGGUCUGCUCAGCCGUGUCUGAAGCCAGUCUGAGCGACGUGAAACCCAGCAGCCCCCCUGCAAUACUGGGCUCUCCACCCAAGGAGGCGGUGUUACUGUCCUCUGGCACCACAGUGCAGCGCAGAAGUGUUCUGCACACUGAAGAGAUUACUAAAUGGCAGGACAAUCGGAUGUCAACCAAGCAGGUGACCAUCACAGUGACGCAGAGCAUCCAUCAGGUGGACAAGAACGGGAAGGUGAAGAAGUCGCUCACCACCUACGAGGUUAUGAAACCCGUGGAAAGCCUCAAACAGGUGGUCACAGAAAACACUUGAGUGCAGAGGAGACUGGAAGAAGCCAAAGAGAAAGGCACGGAGAUCACUGUGAAACACGUGAACUGAUGAAAGCACACGAGGGAUGAGACUCUAAAGUGAAACACUUGCGAUUGUCAUUAUGAAAACGUGGCUUAUUUUCUUGAAAAGGUUUAACUAGGCUGUAAUUAAUAUGGUAAGAUGUUCUUCUAUGGUGCCUGUUACAACAAUGUCUUAUUGUACCGUCUUAAAGACGACGUACAACGGUAGGUUAGGCAGAGAAAAUACAAAACAUGACAUUUUACAGUGCAGUAUCAGACCAAAACAUAAAUGAAGAAUUCAGAGUAUAUCACAGAAGACAGGAAAUUAUAUUUAUUAUAAUUAUUUGGCAUUUUGAAUUGAUCAAGAAUCUAAAAAGCCUUCUCACCCCUACUUCAAGACGCUUUGGGGAUAAAUGUGAUUUAUUAUUAUUUUCCAUUAUUGAAUAUUCACAAACUUUGUAUAUAGUUUUGUUAUUUGACAUUGAUACACAACAUGUAGAUGCUGCUGUGCUACAAUCUGUAUGGCUCAGGAAACUGAAACUGAUUGUGAUGAUUGCACUAUUUACAGUGAAGCCUGGACAGGAGUUUGUGAAGACAACGUAAAACAUUGUCUUUCUACGUCGUGUCGUUUUGCACUAAACAGUGUUACACUUUCUUAUUUAGUCAUUUGUGUUUUCUAAUGACAAUAAAUUAAACAAAAACAUU